Messenger RNA from Cadophora gregata, 672 nucleotides. RefSeq lists its product as uncharacterized. The transcript has 2 exons. The record is from RefSeq and is a predicted model, not a curated record. The coding region runs from base 1 to 672 and encodes 223 amino acids. Lineage: Eukaryota; Fungi; Ascomycota; Leotiomycetes; Helotiales; Ploettnerulaceae.
AUGGUUGACCUCAGGCUUAGCGACCAAUGCGGUGAUAAGGAUUCAGCAACAGGCCAUAGGAAAAGACUAGAAAAGCUGAUGAGGAAAUAUGUGGACAAAGAAAUUGCACUAGUGAAUUCCAUGAGACAAAACAUUGGCUUCAUCCCAUGGGACAUAAAAGUCGGAGGGGAAUUUCCUAUCAAAAUCUACUCAGCUUUGGUGGAAGAGGUCCAGAAUGUCACAACUUAUCUUACCAUUAUCGCAUAUGCAUCCGAAUCAUUUCCUGCCGCGCAUGCCCAGUUACCCUGGCUUGCACAGUUUGCUUCUCGACGCGAUUCUAAUGAUCAUGAAUCACACAAAGUGACAACGCUUAUUGCGCUAAUCUCAGCAUCUCUCACAAACGGCCAAGCACUUCCGCCGUAUCUUCAAGCUCCUGCCGGCUUUCGCAUCACGGAUGAGUUUUUAGACCAUAGUGACGGAGUUCUUAGUCUUAAAAACUUGAAUGAACCUGGGUUUCGAAGUGUCGUUGUGAUCGAAGUGGCGCAGAGGUGUGUAGAAGGAAGCACGCAGAGGAUUGUGAACUUGGUGAGAGAAUUGGUUGGGGAUUUGGACUUCAGCUACUCCUUUACGACCCCCGUAGGUACAUCGAGCUUGGAGGGAAAUGGUGCAGGUGCCAAGCGGAGGUUGGAUUGA